Haemorhous mexicanus (house finch) is the source of this 14696-nucleotide messenger RNA. It is a transcript of the gene ATXN1, whose product is annotated as ataxin 1. Gene Ontology annotation, molecular function: protein binding; RNA binding. Gene Ontology annotation, cellular component: nucleus. The transcript is spliced from 7 exons. NCBI's taxonomy places the organism in Eukaryota, Metazoa, Chordata, Aves, Passeriformes, Fringillidae. Gene Ontology annotation, biological process: nervous system development; negative regulation of transcription by RNA polymerase II. The record is from RefSeq and is a predicted model, not a curated record. Bases 4194 to 6605 code for a protein of 803 amino acids.
AACAGUUUAGUGGCUGUAGCAGUGUUUGCUAAUAGUUCCCAUUCCAACAUUCUCAUCAUAGGCCCUAGGCUUGUUAUUCUCCACUCCCGUACUGUCCUUUACACCCUGUGGCUGGUAAGAUGAAAAUUGGUGAUGCUUGAUGUCAGUAUUGUCACUCUGUGACUAUACUCAUAGUUCUUAGCAAGGUCUAGGCCCUUUUGUGUCUUAGGUGAAAGCUGACUGCAGUUUCUCAUGUAUAAAAACAAUUUUUGCCUCAGCAAACACUUUGUUUCUAGUAUGGGUGUAUAUUUUGCAUUUGUGCUCAUCAAAAUAUUAUAGCCAUAGAGCAGGAGACUUUCUGACACAGUUUAUAACAGUGUCAAAGGAUAUGUAAUAUAAUUAGCUUUGAACUGCACGUUGCUCUUAAAAACAUGUUUCACCAAGCAACGUAUAUUUGUCUUCAUUCUCAUUGUUUGAACAUGACUCUUUUAAGCCAUUUUUCCAUAAAUGUAGGUAUAAUUUUUUAAAAGCACUAAAUUUGGCACUGUGUUCUAAUGUCAUAAAUCUGGAGUAACUCCAGGGGAUGGGAUUGUGAGCCACUUACAUGGGUGUAUAUCUCAAAUAACUCCAUUUAUUGGAUUUAAUCCAGGCAUGUAGUAGAGUAACUGAACUCAGAAAGUGAUCUGCUGCAUAUCACUGUUAUUUUCUCUAUAUUGCUUUUCAUGACAAAAAGCACUGUGGGCUUAAAUAGGAUUUUUGCCUGAUUAAGGAGCUGCAUUAAGUGUCUAUAGAAGUGGGUAACACCCCUACUCCAGUCACUAAUCUUGGGUGCACUGACACUAAUAUUGAACUUGGCCCGGAGGAUUUUGUAUCUCAGUGAUGAGAAAUCAUCAGCACCCACAGCUCCUGAGUGUUUGUAGUACCAGGCUGGAACAUAAAGCAAUCCAGAAAUAUCUCAGUAAAAUAGAUAUUUUAAUCGCUCUGAUGUUAAAGCACUGGAGCUGGAGGAGGAGGCAAUGAGAAAUGCCUGUUGGUGGUUCAGCUGUUGUGUUGAGUGGCGGUCUUGGGUUUGGUGUGAUGAGUUUGCAGAUCUCAGCCUGACUGCCAAGCAAGAGUGUUUCUUCUUGGAGGGGUGAGGAGACAGGGUAUUUGCAGGCAAUUUCCUGCACCGAAGUACAACUUCUUAAUACCUCAAAUAACUUGCCCUUCUGGCUAGGAGGGAAUAUCCUCUGCUUGGUGCGGCCGCAGCCAUUCUGAAGAGGUGUCUUGAAAUAGAAGAGCUUGUUAGGAGGACUGGCUGGAGAGAGUAGAAUAGUCAUGAGCAGGACAACUCCUGUAGUGUGAGCCUUUGCGUGCUGCAUGCUGCUUAUACAUAUUUUAUUGUAAAACAAAUUACCUGUGUGACUAAGAGUGUUAGAAAGUAAUUAUUUUCAAAAAGGCAAUAUAUACAUAGUUAAAACAACUUUUCUGAAAAAUAAACAGUGCAGCUUUGCUUUUCUAGACUGAAUCUAUUUCAGAAGGUUGAAAAAACUAGUUUUGUUUUAAAAGACAUUUACAAGAGACAUGGAAUUUCACUUAACAAAAUUUUAUGUAAUAGAUCCAGUGGCCUAGUUUCCCAUUAAUUAAGAAAAUAGACACUUGAAUUCAGUCACCUGAAAAGCAACUAAAGAUUUAAACAUUAGAACUUUAAAGUAAUUGUCUUAGUAAUUUGUCUAGUAAAACAAAAUCAAGGCCUAAUUUUUCCCCUCGCUGAGGUUUAGCAGCACAACUUAGAAGCUGACAGGAUUAUCAUUGUCAUUGUUCAUAUGCACACUGCUUUUGUUGUGGUGUACUAAUUGAGAGGGAAGUGCAAUAAAAAAAGUGUGGCAGGCUGUAAAGGAAGUGCUUGUCAGGAUUGCCUAGAUGGUCUGAAGCACUGGUUGGCUGCAAACCUACUCCAGCGUGCGAGGCAGCUGCCGCUGGUGAUGCUUGAGAGAAGUCAGGCUGUGUGACAGCCUCAGCUAUAACCACACAGGUUGUGAGUGAUUUGGUUGUUCUGAAGAACUGUGCAGGUAUGGUGUAUACAAUUCAGAGAGUGCAGAUAACAGAUUUAGUUGUAGGUCUCUUCUGAGACUGCUGUAACCAACUCUGCGUUAACAGAUAAAGAUAUAAUUAGAACAAGAAAGAGAAGUAUGACAGGCUUGGCACAGGUAAAUAUUUCAUUGCAAAGAACUGACUUGCUAUAUUCCAGUGACUUCAAUAGCCUAAGCUUUGCAAAGUGAAAAUCCUGUCCUCAUCCUUUCAUUUUACUUUUAAGCAAGACUCUAAAUGUGAUAAAUAAAUAAAUAGGUAUUCGGUCAAAGGCACUGUAUUUUGAAGUCUUAUUCAGUGAUUUACAUUCUUUAUAUGAGAAAGUUGAAGAUUUUUACAUGGCUUUGGCUGAGGAGAUGCAUGACUAACAUUUUAAAAUGUAAGAAACUUUGCAGAUUCCUGAUUUUUGCAAAAAGACAAAAACUAGAUCCAUGACUGUAAAUCCUUUUUGAUCUCAGUGCAUGUGAUGAGAAUGUAAUGCUUCAUGGUAUUUUUUUUCUCUCAAAGCUGUUAUCUGAAGUGGUUGUACAACACAUGCAAAUCUGUAUGUGUGCAUUGGUCCCAGUCUGCAAAGUUACUUUAGUAGAUGUCCCAGUGAGGGUUUUGCUGAAUGAGGAUUGAUUAAAGAACCUAUCUAGAGUUAAGUAUGCGUGUAAAUCCUUCCCUAAAUAGGAACAAGUAAGUAUGCUCAUAAAGUGAAACAACAGAAAUGAUUCUCAGUGAGGGAGAAAUGGUCCCACUAAAUCCUUUUAUUGUACCAAAAGUGAUAAAAAUAUUUGGUGAGAUUCCAAGUGAAAACCCCAAACGUAUUUUAGUAGGUGAUGUCAGCAGAAGUUCAGUGCUGGCUCUUCAUGAUUUUGCUGAGCAAAAUCCCAGAAAAAAUUAAAAACCCACAUUGUUAAAGUUUUUCUUUGUUUAUAUUUUUUGGGAAUUUACAGUAAUAGGUAUCAACUGUAGCAUGCCACCUUUAAUGACAAAAUAGUGUACAAGGUAAAGUAAUAUUCCAAUAGGUGAUUAUUUUAACCUAGUAGUAGUAAUUGCAGCACUAUGUUUUCAGGAUGCUACUGCUUCUCAAAUAAAAUAUAUUCUGUUGGCGGUGAAGACAGUCAUCUGCACUUGCUUAUGAUUCUUCACCUCAUUAAGAUCACAUUUAGGAAAAGAGCACUCUGAAUAAAUGGGCUCUGCUCUCUACUGUAUGAGCUCUGUUUGCAGAAUUAAAUCUAUGGUUUAUUUGUGCUUGAGUAAUAGUAAAAGCAGCCUCUCUCAGUCUUCAUUGGGAUAUCUUAGUGUGUUGUAAAUGACUGUAAAUGUUGACUCUUAACUGUGUUUUUGUUUCUCUUUAUUUUGGUUUCCAUCUCCUCAACUCCUGGAUCAACAGUCACAUUGCAGGCCAAGCCAGAUGGGCAAGCAAUACAAGCUGUGAAUUUAUUCUUGACCCCGUAGGACAGUGACCACCAUCAUUUUUUUCUUCACCCUACAGUUAUGCACUGCCAAUAAGUGAAAAGGUCAAGAGAAGCAGUAGUUCAGUGGCUGAAUUUUUCUGAAGUGCUUUACAGCAGGGAAAGUGGGGAAACCUCUUAAAGUGGUGUCUUAUUCAAUCCUGGAGCACAGGCAAAGAGUUUUUAUGCAAAAUACCAGAAAAAAAAGUCUGCAACAUCUUCUGUGAGAGGGGGGAGAAUAGAAGAUUAACAAUUGCAUCUUGAAACACUCAUAAUUUGAGGCCAUAUGUGUCCUUUGAACUCUGAAGAAGCUGUGCCAAAAGGAAGCCUUCUUCUCCUCCCCUCCUCCCAUCGCGGAGCCGCUCUUAGAUAAUUGCAAUUAGCAGACAAUGCGGAGCGAACCCAAAUGUGAAGUCCAUGGCUCUACCUUACUUUAUUUGAAAGAGGAAAGCCAGUGAGGACCUGUGAACAAUCCAGCAGCUUCUGAAAAACCUUCAUGCUAAAGGAUAAUCCAGAAUUCCCCGAAGAAGAACAAAGUGAAUGUUAAUCCAGAGGAGCUGUCAGAGGAUCGUGCUCACAGGGAGAUGAUUCCUCAUGAAGUCACUGGAUCCCCUGCAGAAAUCAAAUGUGACUUUCCGUUUAUCAGACUGAAAUCAGAGCCAGCCAGACAGUGAAGCAAGCACAGUGGAGGGGGGACGGCGAAAGAUGAAAUCCAACCAAGAGCGGAGCAAUGAAUGCCUGCCACCUAAGAAGCGAGAAAUCCCUGCCACCAGCCUGCCUUCAGAGGUGAAGCCAGUCCUGCCAAACGAAAACCACCGUGCAGAUAACCUGGCAUGGCUCCCCAGCACACCCAGUGGCCAGGGCUGCCUGGGGGGCCGGCACCGGCCCGGGGGCACCUCCUCGGUGGAGGCAGGCUUGCAGCAGGGUUUGCACAAGUCACUGUCUGCAGGGAUGGACUAUUCCCCGCCGAGCGCACCCCGGUCCGUUCCAGCCUCUACCACUCUUCCCACGGUGUACUCGCCCGCCCUCUCCCAGUCAGGGACCCCCGUUUCCCCCGUGCAGUACACUCACCUGCAGCACACCUUCCAGUUUGUCGGGCCCCAGUACAGUGGAUCGUACACCGGAUUCAUCCCCUCACAGCUGAUUUCCCCAACGGCCAAUUCUGCGACCGGCGCCGUGGCGGCGGCCACCGCCGUCGCAACCACUCCAUCCCAGCGCUCCCAGCUGGAGGCUUAUUCCACUUUGCUGGCCAGCAUGAGCGGCUUAAGCCAGCAGGGGCACAAAGUUGAGCCGCACCUGGUCAGGACGCCUGGACUGAUCGCUGCCGGGUCUCCUCCACCCACCCAGCAGAACCAGUACGUCCACAUUUCCAGCUCUUCCCAGAGCACUGUCAGAAAUGUCUCUCCUCCAACCAUCCCAGUCCCCCUGCACCCACAUCAGACAGUGAUCCCGCACACCCUCACCCUUGGCCCUUCCUCCCAAGUGGUGGUGCAGUACACUGACUCGGGGGGCCACUUUGUCACCAGGGACCCCCCCAAGAAACCCGAGAGCAGCCGGCUGCAGGCGAUGCAGGCCAAGGAGGUACUGAACGGCGAGAUAGAGAAGAGCCGGAGGUACGGCAUUUCGCCUUCUGCCGACAUGGGUCUAGUCAAAGCAGGCAAUAAACCAGCUCCCCAUCACUAUGAGACCAGGCACGUGGUGGUCCACUCGAGCCCCGCCGAGUACGGCGUGCGGGAUUCCUCAGGUGUCCGAGCCUCUGUCAUGGUGGUCCCCAACAGCAGCACGCCCACGGCAGACAUGGAGGUGCAGCAGGCCGCCAACCGUGAGACCUCUCCUUCAGCCCUCAACGACAAGGGAAGUUUGCACUUAGGAAAGCCAACCCACCGGUCCUACGCCUUGUCUCCGCAGCAGGCUCUGGGCCACGAGGGGGUGAAGGCGGUGGCCACGCUGUCCCCUCACACCGUCAUUCAGACCACCCACAGCGCCUCCGAGCAACUCCCUGUGGGGCUGCCGGCGACAGCUUUCUACACCGGGACCCAGCCGCCCGUGAUCGGCUACCUGAGCGGCCAGCAGCAAGCCAUCGGCUACCCCGGCAGCCUGCCGCAGCACCUGGUGAUCCCGGGCACCCAGUCCCUGCUGAUCCCGGUCGGCAGCGCGGACGUCGAGCCGUCGGGAGUCACGCCUGCGAUCGUCACGUCGUCUCCUCAGUUUGCAGCAGUGCCUCACACGUUCGUCACCACCGCCGUCCCCAAGAGCGAGAACUUCAGUGCGGAGCCCCUCACCACCCAGCCUGCCUACCAGGCCACCAUGGUGCAGGCGCAGAUCCACCUGCCCGUGGUGCAGUCCAUUGCCUCCCCUGCCGCCGCGCCCCCCACGCUGCCCCCUUACUUCAUGAAGGGGUCGAUCAUCCAGCUGGCCAACGGGGAGCUGAAGAAAGUAGAGGACUUGAAAACAGAAGACUUCAUACAGAGCGCGGAAAUCAGCAAUGACCUGAAAAUAGACUCCAGCACUGUGGAGAGGAUCGAAGACAGCCAUAGCCCGGGCAUCGCCGUCAUACAGUUUGCGGUGGGGGAGCAUCGAGCACAGGUCAGCGUGGAAGUCUUGGUAGAAUACCCUUUUUUUGUAUUUGGACAAGGCUGGUCAUCGUGCUGCCCUGAAAGAACCAACCAGCUCUUUGAUUUGCCAUGCUCCAAACUCUCAGUGGGGGACGUCUGCAUAUCGCUCACACUCAAGAACCUGAAGAACGGCUCUAUUAAAAAGGGCCAGCCCAUGGACUCAGCUAGUAUCUUGCUGAAGCAUUCAAAGAAUGACAGUCUAGCUGGAAGUAGACACAGGUAUGCGGAGCAGGAAAACGGGAUUAAUCAGGGAAGCGCACAGAUGUUAGCUGAGAACGGUGAACUGAAGUUUCCGGACAAAAUAGGAUUGCCUGCAGCACCUUUGCUCACCAAAACAGAACCCAGCAAGCCCCCAGCAACAAGGAAGAGGAGGUGGUCAGCCCCCGAAACACGAAAACUAGAGAAAUCAGAAGAGGAGCCACCUUUGACUCUUCCUAAGCCUUCUUUUAUUCCUCAGGAGGUUAAGAUUUGCAUUGAAGGUCGAUCCAACGUAGGAAAGUAAAAGUUGUUUGGGGAAAGGAAAUUAGGCUAUCCCUUGUCAUUUUUAUCCAGAUUACUGUACUGUAGACUAAAUAACCCAGUAUUUACAUGUUAUCAUCUUAUUUUAGGUUUAUGUUAUAACCUUGUUGUUAUAGUUGCAGCUGGUAUUAUGCAGGAGACUGGUGCAUAUGUUUUUCCACAAGUGUUUGUCAGUGACUAGGUUUAUCGAGAGCUACAGAAGGGGCAGUAUCUGCUUCACACACCCUUAGUGGAAAUGAAUGUGUUGUCAUGGCUCCUGUUUUCUAACACCUCGUGUAGGACAGGGUCCAGCUGUGAUUUUGUUUUUCUUUUGUCGCUUUGUGUUUGUUUUGUUGUUCUGGUUCCUGUUCUAGUUUUUUGGGGGGAGGUAAGGAGAAGGGAACUGUAGCAGAGGUGUGUGUCAAACAUGGGGUGCAUGUGCGUGUGUGUGUGUGUGGGUGUGGGUGCGUGCCAGCCCCCAGGGCGGGACGGCCGCUCUCUGGUGGGUUGGUGAUGAGGUUUCCUCACCCCAGGUGGAUGCUGAGGACACAACCCUUGGGUGUGUUACUGAAAAGGAUCAGACAGUCUCUGAUGUUUUCAACAACAAGCCAACUCUUACUCAAGGCUCUGCUAUACAUAUAUAUAUAUAUAUUUAUAUAUAUGUGUGUAUAUAUAUAUAUAUAUAUAUAUAUAUAUAUAUUUGUGUGUGUGUAUAUGUAUAUAUAUAUUUUUCCCCCAUGGGGUCUGACUGCACUGAUUUUUAUUCCUAAAGCAAACUGCCACACCACAUUUCCUUUCUGCUUGCUAGUGCAGUUCCAUUGCCCAGAGGCAGCAACGGCAAGGCUGUGCGGAGCCUCGCGCCGGUGGCCCCGCAGGGUUUCCCUUGAGGGCGGGGGGUUGGGGUGGGUGUGUGCGUGUGGCGUGGGUGGGCGUGCGUGGGUGUGCGAGGAGGCCUCUGGCUCUGUGGAUGCGCCUGGCUCAGGCUCACUCCUGUUUCUGUGCAGUGUUAGACAAAUCGACCGGGUUACGCCAUUGACAUUUGCUUCCACGAGGUAGACGCAGACUGCCCCUUUGAGAUCACAGGCAUCCAUCGUUUGCAGUUAGGUUGCAAAUCUUUGUCUUUAACUCUAGUACUGGUUUUAGUUCUUGGUUAUGGACAACCGGUGCCACUUUUUUCAAAUUGCGGUGUGUGACACAGGAAUCCGCUGUUGAAGAUGAACCUAGAAUGUCUUUAAGCACUUAAAAUGCUGUUCACACUUUAUUGCUGAGCAUCCUGGUCUAACACUCAGUACGUACUGUAUAUCACUUUAAUCUGCUCGGAAAGCAACAACAACAAACAAACAAAUCUCUUCAACACUGUAACUACAUGCAACUAUGUAAAGUUUUCUCACAGGCAAGAUGCUGAAAGUUUUAAUGUGGUUUCAAAGGGAUGAAUGUGAAUUAUUGAACUAGUAUGUGACAGUCAUUGUCCACAAAGGACUACUUAAUAGGAGGCACUUUUUAAACUUUAAUGCUUGAGAAAGAGUUAAAGGCAUAUGCGAGCUGACAUAAUAAAAAAAAAAAAAAGAGAGAAAGGAAAAAGGAAAAGGAAAAAUCAUUGUCCAGUGUUUUUGAAAAAGAUGGACUUUAAAGAAUCUUGCAAUUUGCACAUCUUGAGUUUAUCAUUUGUGUGGUAUUCCUGCAGUUUUUACCUAAUAAUGUUGUGGGGUGGGGGGGUCUGAAAGAGCAUAAACAAAUGUAGCAAUUACUCACUAACCUGCCUACGCUCUAGGCCAUUUCAUAGGGUUACGUUCCUUUCAGAGUUCAUUUUUGGUCUUUCUACCUUAUCGGCCACACAGAACCAGGUCCUACCGGGACACCUCUGAGAAUUUUUCUUCAGACUUGCUGAGAGAGUUUUCCAGAAAAAAAACCAUUUCUUUAAGUAAGCAAGGUGUUUGUUUGUUUUGAAAACAAACCUAUUGUUAUUUUAUUAUUAUUAUUAUUAUUUGUUAUUUGUUAUUUUAAUUGCAUCAUUUUCCAUUGGAAAGGCGACAUUUCAGGAGUUUGGUACAAACCAAGUAGGAGCAGGGGGAUUCACGCGUUCAGUCUUUUCUUUCCCCAGGUAGGGCUGGAUCCUCUGAGGUGCUGUGCACCCAACCUCCUGCACGAGCCUCGGGGAGGUGCGAGCAUGAAGUGUGUCGGGGCUGAGUGCUAAAGCCUGUCGCUGCUUCUUGGAAGAUCCCAGUGGGAUUGCAGUGGGAUCGCACUCGGGCCCUCUGUGAGCAAGCGUUCGUGUCGUCAUUUUUGGUUGGCGAGUUCACAUCCUUCAGGUAGUUUUGAAGAAGCUGUACUCAUAGGGAGAACAGAAAAUCAAAGUCCGUCAUUAGAAACACAGUAACCUAAAGUGAACAAAUUUAUUUAAAGUCUUGUUUUCCCUCUCCCCUGAAAUACAGUGCUUUUCUUUGAGAGAAGAAAUGUUAACCCCAAACCCCAUCUUUGACUCUUGUUACUUGUUACUUGAAAUUUAGCUCACACCAGACCUAAUUGUUUUUAUACCAUAUUCUGGGGUGCACCAAAAAGUUGAAAUAUGUUUAAAAUAGCUUGAAACUUUUUUUGAAUUUCCUUGAAUUUUAUUAACCUCUCGGCGGGCUACCAAAUAGCUGAGUGGGUUUCUUCUCACAAUCACACAGCUUAGUUAGUGCUUAUUUGUUAAUAUUUCUGCUCAGAGAAGUUGCUUAAUCUUCCAUAUACUCUGCUCAGGGCACUUGCAAUUUAUUGUUUUGUUUUGUUUCCUGUUUUUUUUUAAGCUUUGAUGGUAAAGGAAUAGAAAGAAUUACAGAUUUUAGUUCACAGUCUUACCACUAUUUCUGUACUUCACGUGUACUUAGAAAAAAAAAAAUCUCAAGUAAAACCAUACACAUACACAUUUGUGGUCAAUAAGGAAGCAGGGGCUAUUAAACUGACUGGAUCUAUUCAACUAACACUAAAAAAAAUAAUAAUAAUAAAAAAAUACAUUUGGAGCAAUAGGAAUGUAUUAGUUCUGUGCUUGUAUUUCAGACAGAGGAAUUCUGAAAUAACUGGUUCUUUCCAAACAAUUGUCCCCUUCCAUGCUUUAGCUUUUGUAGGAUGUGCAAUACUUUACGUGCCAACUUAGACUCACCUGUGUGGUGUUAGCUAGAUCUCAUACCCACUUCUGAUUUCCCCUGGUUUUGUCUCUUCUGAAUUCUUUCUUUCUACCUUUCUCCCUGCCCCCCGCCCCCCACCAUUAAUAAGUCCCUCCCUGUCCUCCCCCCUCCAAAAACCCACACCAUAUUAAGGGUAGAAGAUUCCUUGCCCCGGGAAACAUGAACCCUUUUUGUAUUUGUUGUUUAAAGAGAUCCAGGAAGAAAAAAAAAAAACAAAAAAAGAGAUAUAUUCAUGUCUACAUGGCAUCCAGGCAGAGGGUGGCACUCAACCAUAUGGCCAAGUGCCACUUUCCGCCUGGGCACACGCACACAGGAGCUGGCUCCCACCGGGGCCAAGUCCUUUGCAAGGCGGGGCUUUGCCUUUCGCUCUGGCACUGAGCAUCCCUCGUGGUGCAGCCCCAGGCCCGGGAGUGCCAUCAAUCCCCAGGGCAGGUGCAAAACACCGCAAGCAUGGGGAUGCUGAGGUGAAGCCAAAGGAGGCUCUGCCUUUGCUCUGUGUGGUGGCCGCUUUGCAAUAGUAACUAAGAGCAGUUUUCUUUUUGUCUGUUUGUUUCUUUCCUUUUGUAGCAGGCCUCUUUAGUUUACAACGAAAUGCAUACAAUCACCAAGAAAUUAGUCAGGGCAAAGAAAAAUAAAACAAGAACCUCUUUAUAGGGAUUUCUUAAAAAAAAAUCUAUUUGUCUGUCUAUCUAUCUGUCUGUCUAUCUAUCUAUCUAUCUAUCUAUCUAUCUGUCUAUCUAUCUAUCUAUCUAUCUAUAUAUCUCUAUAUAUACAGUGACUGUUCCUUAUAGCGUCUAACUUAGGCAUUGUUUCAGUUUGUCUGGGCCACAUCAUGGGGAAUUUGAGUUUGAUGUCACUUACCUCGAGUCCUCUGGUCAAGACCCGAAUCGGAGUCACUGUUGACCUAUUUUACCAUUUUGUACCUUGCCCUUAGACUUGCUUUCCCUCAAAGAUGCAGACCUCGGGAGGAGGGGAGGGACACACGUUCCUUUUUUCAUUCCUUUAAUUCCUUUGUCCCACUGUCGCUUUGUUCGACCUGUCGUUCCCGUCAUUUUCUCAGCAUGGGGAAGUGACAUCACUACUCUUGUUUCCCUUAAAUCAAGGAACAUUUAGAAACCUUUCACACCUUUUACUCAGGGAUGGGGCUGGUGUAUGUGUGGUACACUGAUGUGACCAGAAGCAGCACUUUUACUGCUCCGGAGUAGGGAUGUACAAUGUUGCAGACAAGUUUGGAUUUCCUGCAUCUCAUGGUUUAAACUUUGUAGAUCUCAUUUAGAUUGCAAUACAAAAGCAGCAGGCUCAGCAUGAACUGUAGCUGUUGGUUAUCAUGAAAAUACACUCUCUGCAGAGAUUUAUAUUACUUUAAAGUGUGUUGCCAGUAGUAAAAAGGAAAUGGUGAAAUUCUGUUAAUUCUUGCAACUGCUUUAAAAAAAAAAAGCCUGUGUCAAGGAGAGCGAAUUCUCAAUCUUUUUAAACACUAAUAGUGUUGUUUCAGAGUAGCUCUUGGUGCAAUGCUCUGCAUGUCAUGGGACCCAGUUCUGCAAACGCUUAUACAUGUGUCCAUGGGAGGUCUGGGCUGGCCAGCAAAGGCUGCUCGGGGCUUACUGUAAAGCACAUGUGUAUAAAUCUUUGUGAAACUGAAGUUCAAUCAGGGCCGGAUCCUCACCUUAAUUGGGCAGCUGGAAAAAUGUCAGGGUUGACCAGGGCAGAAGCCUUGGGCAGGUGGAGGGGAUUUGACCCAUUGAAACACUUCUGCUGUCCCAGAAACUUGACAAAUGGCAGAAUGAGAUAUGCACUCGUACAGUUUCCAUUUCUUCCCUCCUCAUCAUCACAGGUAGCAGCAGAGUCCACUGUGAGCUCUGGCCAGUGUUGAUGUGAAAAGCAAGGGGAACAUAACACCAGAGUGGAGGCAGUAAUUUCCUUUUCUCUGAUUUUUCCAACCCUCCCACUCUUCCCAAAUCCUGUAAUACAUAGCAAAAUGAGAAUUUGUUGAUGCAGAUAUGCAUAUGUGCACACACACCCCCAGGCAGAAGUGUCUGUUUGCACACAAAGAAGUUAUGUGUGCAUCUUUUUUAUGUGUAUGCCUACAUGUCCACUUGAUUCCCUGUCCUGAGGACAGCCUUGCUUUGUGCCCAUAGGGAAAUUCCAAACGCGUUGCACACCUCUACUCCAGAGUUCAAUUUCUUUUACAUAGACGACCUCGCUUCAGAUGUGUUACCUUUACUGAUAGGAUCUUUUCUUGUAGCACUAUACCUUGUGGGAAUAUUUUUUGAUGUAAACCUAAUCUGAGAAGCUUAUUAAAAAUAGAAACUUUUUUUGAAGCACUCACAUUGAGGAGUACAGGUAAUGUUUUAAAAAAUUGCACAAAAGAAAAAUGAAUGUUGGAAUGAUUCAUUCAGUGUUUGAAAAAGAGAUGGCUCUGUUUGAACAGUGAGUUUCAUACCUUGUUUGUAAAAAAAAAAAGUUUUUAAAUACAAAAGCAGAGAAAGGUUGAAAGUUACAUGUUUUUUGUAUAUAGAAAAUGUCAUGUCUAGAUGAUCUGAUUUGUAUUGGCUCUGGCCAGGAAGAAUUAUUACGUAAAAGGCUCUUAAAGAACAACUGUGCUUAAUUUUCUGUUCGUAUUACAUGGGUCCUGUUUCUGGGGAAUGGAGUCACGCUGUUAAUUCCCGUGAUGAAAAUACACCUUGGAGCAGCAAUUCCUGAGUGCAGCUACCGGGCACUUCGAAGGGUGGCUACUGUGCAAAACGAGAGUCUCACUCUCGACUUGUAUUUUGGCUUUAAGUCUCUUCUGCCUGCGCUGAGGGAGCCCCUGGCAGCCCAGAGGUCCAGGCCGGUUUCGAGGGAGGCCUUGGCCGUGCCCUGGGCAGGCAACGCCCCGCUGGCCUGAGUGUGGGGACCCUGCUGGUGCUGGCAGCCCUCGGGUUGAGAGCUGCUGCCGGCUAAGCACAACUUGUGUAGUUUCCACCUGAGGUCUUUUGGUCCCAUUUUUUUUCUCUCUCUGGGGAUGCUGUUCCACUUUUUUUCAGCACUUCCUGGUCCAGAUGAAAUCCAAAGAGUAUAACCCUGAGCUAGAAGUGCUUGUAACAAGGUAUGCUUGCCCAGCACUAGCAGCAGAAUGGUACCUGAGGCGACCCAGCCUUCCAGCCCCUGUCACUGCCCCUUUCUCCCACCGCUGCUGCCAGAGCACCAGGAGCAGCUGGUCACACGGUUCCAGUGACGGUCUUGACCAAUGGCAAGACUGAUGUUUUUCAGAAGCCAAAAGGAGAGGAUCCUGAAGCAGUUUCUGAAGAGAGGAUCCUUUUCCUGUCCAAAGAUUGAGCUGGGCAGCUGGGAGCUGGUGGCAGGGUGGAGAGGGCAAAGUUUCCGGCUGCUGCCAUCCCCCUCCCCGGAGUUGACCCAAGCUUUGGCUUCCGCAGGCCCAGGGGAUGGGAAUGCUCGCCCUGUGCAAGUGACCCCCGGGCGCUCAGAAACCAGCCCCAGUUGUGUUACGGUGAAGUGCAUUCAGCCAACAGGUAGUAUUUAUACAAUAACUGUCUCUAAGGUUUCCGUAGGUUUUUUCUUGUUAGCUGAAAGGACGCAAGUCUUCCACUGAGGAUUUUUUGGAGGCUUCAUCCAAGGUUGUUUCUUUUUUGUUAGUUUCUAUUUUGAGCAGUUAAAGCUCCUGUGCCCUUUCCCUCGACCACACAGUAGGUGUGCAUUGGAAGUGUUGUUUGCAGUGAGCGGAGUCACUUGUUGAAGCUGUCCUUGCUGUACUACGAGAUUGGUGGUGGGCAGAAAUUUCAGGGCCCAGAUCCUCAGCUAGGGUGGAGCCAGGGUGGGACCACUGGCUCUGCUGGCAGUGCGGGUCUGCCCCUUCACACCUGCUGGCGAGGGGAUUCCACCCUGGCACUUGCUUUAAAAGUGCAGGGCCCAGGUACUGUCCCGUUGAACAAGCUCUGCAGAAUUCUUGUUCCAGUCCACCAGGUUUGCAUCUGGGCAGCUGAGGGCAAAAACAGGCCGGGGGUGGCUGCAGGUGGCUUGGACAGCCAGGCGCUUCGCGAAGUUACUAAUCUGGUAAGGCAUAGAUGCAACUCUUCACGACAGUCAGCUAAUGUUGAAACUCACUAAUGUAUGUAUUUGCUCCUUUUUUUUUUUUAAAUAAUGUAUUAACUUGUUGAACACUGUUCUUUCUGCAGUGUUACAAAAGUGGGGGUGGGGGAAUUUCCCAACCUUUUUCAGUUUGGGUGAGCUACUGAAAUCCAUUUUGUACUAGCUAUGUCACCGCUCCCGGCAGCAGCUGGCAGUGGCGCUUGGCCGAGCCGGGGUCAGGUCCAGCCAUUUGAUAUCAGUAGUUUUUAAAGUAAAUUUUUUUUUAAUUGUCUAGUAUUACUAAUGAGGGUUUUUGCAAAUCACACUUCCAGUGUAGUUCCUAGUGUAGGCCCAGUAAAAGGGAUAUCGCAGCUUUGUGUUGGGGAGAAAUUGAGCUGACAUGGCCAGUACAAAGGAGAAAAUAGGGAGGGAAUAACGUUUUGCACCUUAUUGAAAAGAGGAGAAGAUUUUAAGUGCAUACAGACAUAGUUAAGAGCUUUUAUUGUGACAGGAGAACUUUUUUCCAUAUGCGUGCAUACUCUCUGUAAUUCCAGUGUAAAAUAUUGUACUUGCACUAGCUUUUUUAAAACAAAUAUUAAAAAAAAUGGAAGAAUUCAUAUUCUAUUUUCUAAUGGUGGUGUGUCUAUUUGUAGGAUACACUCGCGUCUGUUUAUUGAAUUUUAUGGUCCCUUUCUUUGAUGGUGCUUGCAGGUUUUCUAGGUAGAAAUUAUUUCAUUAUUAUAAUAAAACAAUGUUUGAUUCAAAAUUUGAACAAAAUUGUUUUAAAGAAAUUGUCUGUAUACCAGUACAAGUUUAUUGUUUCAGUAUACUCGUACUAAUAAAAUAACAGUGCCAAUUGCAAA